Mugil cephalus (flathead mullet) is the source of this 2033-nucleotide messenger RNA. It is a transcript of the gene idh3a, whose product is annotated as isocitrate dehydrogenase (NAD(+)) 3 catalytic subunit alpha. Gene Ontology annotation, cellular component: mitochondrion. The record is from RefSeq and is a predicted model, not a curated record. NCBI's taxonomy places the organism in Eukaryota, Metazoa, Chordata, Actinopteri, Mugiliformes, Mugilidae. The coding region runs from base 35 to 1192 and encodes 385 amino acids. Gene Ontology annotation, molecular function: NAD binding; magnesium ion binding; isocitrate dehydrogenase (NAD+) activity. The transcript has 12 exons. Gene Ontology annotation, biological process: isocitrate metabolic process; tricarboxylic acid cycle.
CAUCAUCGACCUUGGCUAGCUCAGGAUUGCAGGGAUGGCGUGGAGGUCAGCGAUUCUUAAUCUGCUAAGAAACUUGGGUUUAUCGAUCAAUGGCAAGGAUAAAAUCAAACCACAGGAAGUGUCACGGGCGGUUGGCGCUUUGAAGAAUGAGAGUCCACAGUCCAGGACGUUCGUCCGCGGGAUGCAAACUGUUACAUUAAUCCCUGGUGAUGGAAUUGGUCCAGAGAUCUCCGUGGCUGUUAUGAAGAUAUUUGAAGCAGCUAAAGCACCUAUCCAAUGGGAAGAGAGAAAUGUUACAGCCAUUCAAGGGCCUGGUGGCAAGUGGAUGAUUCCCCCAGAUGCCAAAGAAUCAAUGGACAAGAACAAAAUUGGCCUUAAAGGUCCUUUGAAGACACCAAUCGCUGCGGGCCAUCCCUCCAUGAACCUGCUGCUGAGGAAAACCUUUGACCUCUAUGCUAAUGUGCGCCCCUGUGUGUCCAUAGAGGGCUACAAAACGCCCUACACUGAUGUGAACCUGGUUACCAUCAGGGAGAACACAGAGGGGGAAUACAGUGGGAUUGAACAUGUGAUUGUUGACGGAGUUGUUCAGAGUAUUAAGCUCAUUACAGAGCAAGCCAGCAAACGCAUUGCGGAGUACGCUUUUGAAUAUGCGAGGAAUAAUCAGAGGGCCAGUGUCACCGCUGUUCACAAGGCAAAUAUCAUGCGCAUGUCGGAUGGACUUUUCCUGCGAACAUGCAGAGAAGCCGCUGAAAAGCACAAAGAUGUGAAAUUCACAGAGAUGUACUUGGAUACUGUGUGCCUUAAUAUGGUGCAGGAUCCCACACAGUUUGAUGUACUGGUGAUGCCAAAUUUGUAUGGUGACAUCUUGAGUGAUCUUUGUGCUGGAUUAAUUGGAGGUCUUGGAGUCACUCCUAGUGGAAACAUUGGCGCCAAUGGCGUGGCCAUAUUUGAGUCGGUUCAUGGAACUGCCCCAGAUAUAGCAGGUAAAGACAUGGCCAACCCCACCGCCCUGCUGCUCAGUGCGGUCAUGAUGCUCCGCCACAUGGGUCUGCAUGGCUACGCCAAGAAGAUUGAAACCGCCUGUUUCGACACCAUUCGAGACAAAAAGGUUCUUACCAAAGACCUGGGAGGGAACUCAAAGUGCUCUGAAUUCACAGAAGCCAUAUGUCAAAGAGUGCGGGAUCUAGAAUAAAAGGAUGCGAGCGAGGAUAGGAGAUAAUUGUUAGUUUGGGUCACUUCAUCGUGACAUGCCGUAUCUGCACAUUUUAAUCAAGAUGGUAACAGAAAACAAAAGUCUCUGGAGAUCCUGAAUGAUCUCCCUCUCUCUCUCUGCACACUUCAAAGUACAGUCUUAAAAAAAACUUUCGACCCACAACUUUCAGUAUAUGUGAUAUGCAUGUGUGAUGUUUAAUGUGUGGUAAAUAUCGUCUAUUUAUUGGAUGGAUUUGAUCAUUGAUGUAUUUGACACAAUCACUUGAGAAGCAAUCAUUUGUCAACAAGUCAAUAAAGUGUCAUAUUUCUGGAUGUACUUCAUAUGUCUGUGGCUUUAAAACUACAGAUUUAAACUAAAUCAAACUUCUGUGACGUAAAACCUUCAGAUGUUUUGAGAUAUGUCUUCUUUAACAGUAACCAGUUUUUAUUUCUGCAGAUAUCAUGAAUGUAUGAAGGAAAUAUGUAUGAUGUUGACAUUAGAAAAGACAGAAUGUAUUCGGUGUUAUUCAGAUCAUCCGUAUGGGUGCUAUAAGUACUCUCAGCUGCUAUGUCUGUUUGCUGUAAAUUUUGCGUCCAUAUUUUUAUUGAGUUGUUAUCCAAAAUGGUAUCAAACAUUUGCACAAAAUGUCUGAUGUGCAUUUUCUGCCAUGGAAGUUAGCUGGUAGGAUGUUGGUGGUGGGAUGGAUGUUGAAUGGCUAAAUACAAACAUUUCAGUCUAUGGAAAGUUGCAUUAAAACAAAAUGACAUAACAUCCUUAUACAAAGAACAGAAAGUAUUAUUCACUAUUGAAAACAUUAUUAAAUUAAAUAUUAUUUAAAAAA